AUGGCACAUGGGAUUCCUUCUCAAGGCAAAGUUACCAUCACGGUGGAUGAGUACAGCUCCAAUCCCACCCAGGCAUUCACACACUACAACAUCAACCAGAGCAGAUUCCAGCCGCCACAUGUCCAUAUGGUCGACCCCAUCCCAUAUGACACUCCAAAACCAGCGGGCCACACGCGGUUUGUCUGCAUCUCAGACACACACUCCAGAACAGAUGGUAUCCAGAUGCCUUAUGGGGACAUCCUUCUCCACACAGGCGAUUUCACCGAGCUGGGACUGCCCUCAGAGGUUAAGAAGUUUAAUGACUGGUUAGGAAACCUGCCAUAUGAAUAUAAAAUUGUGAUUGCUGGGAAUCAUGAACUGACAUUUGAUAAGGAAUUCAUGGCAGAUCUCGUUAAACAGGACUACUACCGUUUCCCCUCUGUGUCCAAAUUGAAACCAGAGGACUUUGACAAUGUCCAGUCCCUCCUGACAAACAGUAUUUACUUGCAAGAUUCAGAGGUAACCGUGAAGGGAUUCAGGAUAUACGGUGCACCUUGGACCCCGUGGUUUAAUGGAUGGGGCUUUAACCUACCCAGAGGCCAGUCUCUGCUGGACAAAUGGAACCUCAUCCCCGAGGGCAUCGACAUACUCAUGACACACGGACCUCCUCUAGGUUUCCGGGACUGGGUUCCAAAGGAGCUUCAAAGGGUGGGCUGCGUGGAGCUCUUAAACACGGUCCAGAGGCGGGUUCGGCCCAAGCUCCACGUGUUUGGAGGAAUUCAUGAAGGGUACGGCAUCAUGACCGACGGUUACACCACAUACAUCAAUGCCUCCACCUGUACAGUCAGCUUUCAACCGACCAACCCUCCAAUUAUAUUUGACCUUCCGAACCCACAGGGCUCCUAAGCUCUCCGCAUCCUAUUGGAAUGUGAGGGACGGUCUAAAAACUGCCAUUUUUCUAAUUAGAAACUUACAUUCUCUGACUUGUUUAUUUUCAAAUCCUGUGAGUUCUUUUUGUAAAUUGUUGGAACAGGAAAAAAAAACGACGCUAGAGUUGUGCCGCCUCUUCUUGCGUUUUAAGUGGGGUACCCAUUUGAAAUCAAAGGAGCAUUGUGAAUCUGUAAGAUGACUUCUGUUUGCUGAAAGGCCACGCCGCUGUAAAUUGUUAGUGUUUGCCAAAGGACAGCCAAGCUUUCUUUAAAAAAAAAUGAUUUUAAAAAGUCUUAUUUGAAUAUGCUUUAAGCUGAAAGAGAAAGAUUUUUAAUAAGAAGAGAAACACAUAGGCAGUGUUUUGAAAACCACCCAGGUUUGCACAGCUCGUUGAGUAUCGUUUGAUGUGUUCUGUUGUUGUUUUCUUGGUGUUAGUUCACUUUUAUUUUACAGAUGUGGCCCCAAUUUAGAGCAAUCUCAGCAGAGGUAGGUCUGGAAAAGCCUUAGCUUCACACUGGCUGUCAAAAAGACGGUGUCCAAGCUGGGGAAGAAGAGCCCUCCUUCAGCGGCUUAGCCAGAGAGGCCCAUGUCCGCGUUAUGCAAACUCGCGCUGUUUAUUUGUUUUCUUUUAAGUUAUUUGAGCUUUAAAAAUACGGAAACAAUAAUCUGUCGAGAGCAGAUAUUCAUGCAAGGAAAAAAAAACUGUGCAGACUCCUUUUCAAUGUGGAUAUAUAUAUAUAUAUAUAUAUAAAUAUUUUUUGUGCAUUAUGACUAAGGUAGGAGUUUAAU
Molecule: messenger RNA, 1698 nt
Organism: Arvicola amphibius (Eurasian water vole)
Lineage: Eukaryota; Metazoa; Chordata; Mammalia; Rodentia; Cricetidae
Gene: Mpped2
Product: metallophosphoesterase domain containing 2
Molecular function (GO): hydrolase activity
Source: RefSeq, a predicted model, not a curated record